This is a messenger RNA of Penicillium verrucosum, 2403 nucleotides long. RefSeq lists its product as uncharacterized. Gene Ontology annotation, biological process: protein deubiquitination. The transcript is spliced from 3 exons. Gene Ontology annotation, cellular component: nucleus; cytosol. Gene Ontology annotation, molecular function: cysteine-type endopeptidase activity; cysteine-type deubiquitinase activity. Bases 1 to 2403 code for a protein of 800 amino acids. Lineage: Eukaryota; Fungi; Ascomycota; Eurotiomycetes; Eurotiales; Aspergillaceae. The record is from RefSeq and is a predicted model, not a curated record.
AUGAAGUCCCUCUUCUCCAAGGGCUCAAAGAAUGGGGUGAGUGACAAUACAUCGUACAUCCCUACUGCCAUGCUCUUUCAGUCUGGUAGCACAGCAGAUGCUUCGACCCCUCGUGAGACCAUUCAGAUUAGGACCGCCACUGACUUGCACUUCUUUGCGCAGGCUGCCAACCCCCCGGCUACGGCGCCACCCGUACCGCAGAUUUCGCCGCUAGAAAAGAGGUUACAGGACAUGGGAUCCAUCCGUGGGGAUGGGAGUGACAAGUUCUACGGCAUGGAAAAUUAUGGAAACACUUGUUACUGCAACUCAAUCUUGCAAUGUCUCUACUACUCGGUCCCCUUCCGGGAAGCCGUCAUCAACUACCCGCAACGCACACCGAUGGACAACCUCGAGGCGGCGCUCGCAAAGAACCUACGUUAUCAGAACCCGAAUGCACACCUCGAAGCCGAAGCACUAGCCGCCAAACAAAAGGCUUCCUCCCCACCAUCCGCGCGCCAGGCCGGUGUACCCCCAAAUCCAAACCAGAAACCGGAGGACAAGGACUCACCAGAAUACAAGAAGAAGGUAGCACUGCAGACCCUUCCGAUUCUGGAAACCAAGAACAAUGCGACCAGUUAUGGGAUGUCCGAGUCCCUUUUCACUUCGCUCAAGGAUAUCUUCGAAUCGGUGGUAGCCAGCCAAGCGCGCAUUGGUAUCGUUCGCCCACAACAGUUCCUGGACGUUCUACGACGAGAAAAUGAAAUGUUCCGGACCGCCAUGCACCAGGAUGCGCACGAGUUUUUGAAUUUGCUCCUCAAUGAGGUAGUGGCCAAUGUCGAAACGGAGGCCACGAAGCAAUCAUUCACAGAGAAGGCGUUGCCACCAACGGAAAGUGCGGAUUCGCUGGGAAUGAUGCCCUCGAGCACGGGUUCGAAGUCACCAAACACUACGAGGUGGGUUCACGAGCUGUUUGAGGGAACUCUGACGUCCGAGACCAAGUGUCUCACUUGUGAAAAGGUCUCGCAGCGAGAUGAGGUGUUUUUGGAUCUAUCGGUAGAUCUCGAGCAGCAUUCGUCCGUGACCUCUUGUCUCCGAAAGUUUUCAGCGGAGGAGAUGCUUUGUGAGCGCAACAAGUUCCACUGCGACAACUGCGGUGGACUGCAAGAAGCGGAGAAGCGGAUGAAGAUCAAGCGUUUGCCCCGUGUGCUGGCUUUGCAUUUGAAGCGUUUCAAAUAUACAGAGGACUUGCAGCGACUGCAGAAGCUGUUCCAUCGUGUCGUCUAUCCCUACCAUCUUCGGCUGUUUAACACCACAGACGAUGCCGAAGACCCAGACCGGCUUUAUGAAUUGUAUGCGGUGGUGGUUCACAUUGGCGGAGGACCGUAUCACGGCCACUACGUUGCCAUCAUCAAGACCGAAGACCGUGGUUGGCUGCUGUUCGAUGAUGAGCUUGUGGAACCGGUUGACAAAAGUUACGUGCGCAACUUCUUUGGAGAUCGACCUGGAUUGGCGUGUGCCUAUGUUCUAUUCUAUCAAGAGACAACUCCCGAGGCUGUCAUGCGAGAGCAGGCGCAAGAGGACCAAGCUUCCACCGCCGCGCCAGCUGAAACAAGCGAGACCGGAAAGUCGAAUGGAUCUCCCUUCUCACCACCACUAGCCCAUGCCCAAAGUGCAUCCCAGGUGCCUCCUGAGAAUCCAAUCCCCUUUACUCCCCUCAGCCGAAUCCCAACCGCACCCCCACUGUCUACCUACCCAGAAGAACCCGUGGCGCCCCAUCCAACCUCGCCGCAAUCCCUUCCACCGCCUCUCCCUCCGAUCCCUGACGAGCCAGCUCCCCCAUUGAGCCCAAAGAAGAGUGAUCACCAACUACGGAAGGAACGUCGGGCUAUGGAGAAAGAGAAGGAUAAGAAUGAAAAGAAUCGCCUGAAAGAGCAGGAGUUGCACAACCGAGAAAUGCAGCGACGGGAGGCAGAGGAGUUGAAAAGAGCCAUCGACGCCAGCAGGGCCGACACGGUGGAUUUCAGCGCUGAGAAUGGAUCACCAAGGAAGUCGAGCAGUUUCGGCUUUUUGAAACGAGGCAGCCGCAGCCUCAGUCAUCGACUCAGCAAAGACAAAGAACCCCGAGUCUCAACAUCGGAUCUCUCAACAGCGCCGCUUCUUCCAGAAGUUGUACCGGAAGCACCUCUCAAGGAGGCAGAACCGGCCCAGCCAGCCACCACACCAGUUCAGCCGAUCAAGCCAGUUCAGUCACCGGUUUCUUCUCCGAGAAAUUUCCCACCUAUCUCCAACCCUAAGCAACCCAAGCAACCCAUCCGAACCCCCGAGCCCUUGGCCAAAGACUUGGCCAAAGACCAACACACCAACCAUACAAAGCCCGGUCAUACCCCUCGGUGGAGAUCUUUCAGUUUCAAGAAAGUGGCAUGA